Haemonchus placei is the source of this 840-nucleotide messenger RNA. The record is from the annotation of a GenBank genome assembly. NCBI's taxonomy places the organism in Eukaryota, Metazoa, Nematoda, Chromadorea, Rhabditida, Trichostrongylidae.
AUGCCUAAUCAGCUCAGAUAUCAAUUUAUUGAUACGUUGCUUCGAGAAUACCAGAAACAAUUAAAAUUUAUUUCAAAAUCAACAGUUAACAAAGUUAUGCCGUCUCUGAUGGCAUGCUGCGAAUGAUGUCUGAGUCUCCUGCAUCGGUUACGGAAAGCGUACACACAUGGUAUAGUUUACCACAAGCGGUCCCCAAUUCAAUGUUGUUGCCGUUGUAGUGAUGAACUCCGGUCUUCGCCAACAUAGCGUAGUAUUCGAUCUCAGACUUCCUUAGAGGUGGGGUAUUAUUAGCAAUGAUGACCAGUUUAGCUUUGCCAUUACGAAGAGCUUUCAGCGUCUGCUUGUACCCCAGAACGUAUUUACCAGUCUUCAUAACCAUAGAUAAUCGGGUAUUGAUAUUCUCAGCAUUUUUCUUAACUUGUAAACGGCGAAAUACAUACCGGACCGAAAUCCGGAAGUACGCCGAUUGCAAAGAAAGUUACAUCCUUCUCAAUUAGAAAAUUCAGACUCCAGCACCUAGGACCUUCUCAGUCCGAAUUUCUAACUCCAGAGUAACUCUCACGAACCUCCUUUGUAAUCGGCCACCGUUUGGCAGGGUCCCAUUGUAGCAGCUUUUCAGUCACAGAUAACGAAAUGGUUCAAAGAGUGUUCCGUGCUGAGAUUUAUGUUUGGAAAUUGGGGUCUCGAAUAGUUACUUAUUUUCCGGGUCAGUGGGCAUCACUUGCAAUUUGUUUUGCAAAGAGCGCAUCGUUACUUUCAUGGGUUGCUACGGGCACAACGUAUCUUUGUGGAGUUGUGAGGAAGAUUCUAACGUCUGCUUCCGAUCGUUUCUUAGGUUGA